Molecule: messenger RNA, 4977 nt
Organism: Stomoxys calcitrans (stable fly)
Lineage: Eukaryota; Metazoa; Arthropoda; Insecta; Diptera; Muscidae
Gene: tor
Product: tyrosine-protein kinase receptor torso
Exons: 16
Coding region: 875-4531 (1218 amino acids)
Biological process (GO): protein phosphorylation; multicellular organism development; positive regulation of kinase activity
Cellular component (GO): signaling receptor complex
Molecular function (GO): transmembrane receptor protein tyrosine kinase activity; protein binding; ATP binding
Source: RefSeq, a predicted model, not a curated record
UAAAUCAACCGUUGAACCGAUAACAGCAAAGCCCCAGUGCUUUGUCGCCGAAGAGAGAGAGAGAGAGACAGCGAUAGAGAGGAUAAUGUGAAAAAAGCAAAGGCUAACCAAAAGGAAAAUUUAAAGAAACAAAUUCUUGUGUAUCAUUACAUAUAACUACCUAAAAGAUUAAACAAUUAAAUAGUUAAUUUAAAUCAAAGUUUAUUCGAUGGUUUAUAAUUAGUACGUAAAGUUAAAAAAAAGAGUUUUACAAAUGCAAAAAAAAAACAUGUGCAAAUAAAAACCCCACCAACAAAAACCCAACAAAUAGACUCUCAUCUUUGACCCGCGGUAGUUUUUCUGUAUGCAUUUCUCCCCCCCUUUCGAUAGACAACCUUCUUCGGUUGGUGUCAGUGGCAGUAUGAGUUGAAGGCAAAGCUUUAAUUUUUGUGUGCGUGUUCGUGUGUGCAUGUGUGAAGUUUUAAUUAAUGGAAAAUUAUAAUUAUAGACAAUUCCAGUUUUUUCUAUAGUCAAAGAAAGUGUAUUUUCAACAUAAGUAUGUUUACACACUUCUUACUUAUGUGUAUGUAAAAUAAUUUUAUAAAAACUUAAUAACAAUCACUGAACAACUUAAAUAUGAGAAAAAACGCAAACAAAUAACUGAAAUUGAAACAUAAUUGCGGGGAGCUGUUACAAUAACAACGAGAACAACAACCAACCAUACGAGAUAAUUUGCCAAAAAAAUUGUUCUAUGCGCAUUAUCAACACAAACAACAACAAUCAAACCUCAAUGUUUUAUUAGAUCGACCUAACUUUUGCUACGGCGGCUUUUGGAUUAUAAUUGAUAAACUAAUUAACAGCCGCAGAUCCAUUAUCAUAUGCAAAAAACAACAUUAUGUUGGUGUUGUACUAUACCCACACCAUCCUCUUUUGGUUAGGACUGGUGAGUUUCAAUCUGUCGGAGGGUCUGUUGAAACAAUUACAUCAAUACGAUUUGGAACAUUUGCCAAUAGAGGUUUGCAUAGCCCGUUGUUUGGGAUCGCUGAAUGAAGCUUCCAUGUUUUCAAGGCCAUUUGCAAAUCAGCCUGCGGAAGAGACUAAGUCCGUUAAGAGGCCUCUUGAACUGUGCAUCGACUAUUGUUCCAAGCAAAAUUCCGACUACCAACAAACCAACGAAACAGUGAAACAGGCUUACGACAACUAUAGCCUGAAUUUAAUCUGCCGCGAUGAGAGCAGCUUAAAUUUUAAAAUAAAUUUACAUACAUCGCCUAGCAAUGAGAAGAAACAGUGGCGCACCAAUUCGCCGGAUGUGACGGCAAACAGUAGUUCGGUGUCCUCAACAGCGCCCCCGGCUGAAGUUCCAACAGCAUCAUCAUCAAAACUUUUAACCAGCGAUGCAAAGGAUACUGUGGUGUUUGUCAUUAUAAUGCAUUCAUCCAAUAUAAGCGACAAGGUUUUUGUAUAUUUGUCAGAUGAAAACUUUUUCACCAUCGAUGGACUGACACCCAAUUGCACUUUCAAUAUAUCUGCCCUGGCUGUUCAUUCGUCGAACACGUAUUCUGUCAUUGCCAGUCAACAACAAUACCAGACGUUGCGACGUGGCUACACGCCGGGAAAUGUCACCGAUAUAAAAGUCUCGGAUUUCGUGGAAGAUACCGUGAAUCGAACCCAUCUGUCGGCAGUACUGACAUGGAGGCCACCGCCAGAUUUGACAUGCCAUUACGACAUCAUCUGUUUUUCACCCGAGAGUGCAGAUUAUGAUGUACAACCUCUGGAAAUACGUGAUCCACGCGAGUUGUUCAAAUACCAAUUGGAAAACUUAACCUUUUCUUCUGAAUAUCAAGUUGGCAUUCGUGCCCGGAAUUCAAAGAACAUGAAAGAAAGUGCACUCUCUUGGAAAACCUUUCGAGCUCCAUCCUGCUUGGAAUGGCACAACCACAACUUUAACAUAUGUGCACCCGAAACACCACAAAAUUUGAGUGUUGAACAGGCUAUGAUAGACCGAAACAUUUAUACGCUUAACAUAACAUGGGAUGCACCAACAUAUCAGCCUGAUAGUUAUACCUUGUAUACCACGGAUCUCUCACCAUUGGGUAAAAGACAGAAGUUCAAUGUUUCGAGGGAUAUGCAUAGUUUCUUCAUAGAUGGCAUCGAAAUUUAUGGGUUAUGGUUUGAAGUGCGUCUGACAGCAACAACUUUGGGUGGAAGUUCAACUGCAGCAGUAACCGAAGUUACGAGUACCAUCAGCCAUAUUCCAGAGAAAAAUCCUCUGGUUAAGGUGAUUGCAGCUGUUGUGGCUCCAAUAUUUUGCGUUGUCAUACUAUCGAUGACCAUCUUCAUGAUAUACCAUCGAAAGGCCAAAUUGAAACGCUACCAAGAAAGGUGCAAAUACUUUGAGGAACUGGAAAAGAAAGCCCCCACUGAUCCAAAGGACAAUUUUGAUUUCAUGCACACUUUUAACGUCAACGAUAAAAAGCCACCCACUGAUAUCUUAAAUAUGUCACUAGACUCCCAGCUACACGAAAAUACAGCGUUGUUCAAUGAUGAAAUGGAAAUUAAUAGAAGCCAAUUGACAUUGUAUGAGGUCUUGGGCGAAGGAGCCUUUGGCCUGGUGAAACGCGGCAUUUAUAAGGAUAGCAAAAUGAGUACAAGCUAUGAAGUGGCUGUGAAAAUGUUGAAAGAUCAUCCUAGCGGCGAUGAAAUUCGUGCCUUUCGCCGUGAAAUUGAAGUUAUGAAAUCCGUGGAAAAACAUCCCAAUAUUGUGGGUAUUAUUGGUCAUUGUACUCGCUCUAGCAAUGCAAUGAUGCUCUUGACGGAAUAUUGCCGCUUUGGUAAUCUAUUGGAUUUCUUAAGAGACGAAUGGCGAUUUUUGCAUGAACUUCAAAGACGAAGACCCUUAUUUGGCUUAACAACAUUGGAAGUCGAGCUACCCUAUAUUGCCGGGAAACGUCUUCAAAAACUGUCGGCAUUCAAUUUAUUCAUAGAAGACGAGUUGCCAUCGCCCCCACCACCACCAACACCGCCAUCUUCUCCUCCUCCACCUGCUGCUCCAUCAUCAAUUAGCUGGGCUAGUGAAGAAACGAAUUCACUACAAAAUAUCCCUCCCAAGAAAAGCAACCAAGGUCAUAAGAGCAUGGUCAAGGAGCUUAUUUUCGAAAAAGCCAACAUUAGUCAAAAUGUCAUUGAGAAGUUCAAAAGAAAAUAUAAUGAGUUAAAUAAAAAUGGCCAAAACAAUGGCAUGCAACAGAGCAUAGAGAACAUUGGCAGUAUGAGCAUGGCUAUGGCAUUGUGCACAACAUCAUCGUCCAAGGAGCUGAAAUUGUUGCAAGGCUUGGCCCAGCAGCAAAAUGCGUUCUCAUCCGAAUUAGGCUCACCGGCUGCGGAGAACAAAUCCUAUGGCUAUGAAGGAUGCUGCACUAAUUCCUGCAAAUGCAAUGUUGAUGUUAUCAUCACAAACAUCGAUGCCACUGAGUCCAGAAGCAGGGAGCAGGAGGAAUUGAGCCGCCUUUUGGCACAACAAGAAGAAGUGGAGCAACAAGAACCAAGGGUCUAUAGCCCGAAUAAAGGAAAAUUAAGCAACAACACUAUUAUUGCCAUUAAAAAUUGCGAUUGCAGACACCAGUUGACUGCUCAAUCGCCCCAUAAACCACAACGACCAACCCUUAGGUGUCAUGCAUCAGCAGAUAAGCCUAGCUCUGGACCUCAUGAGAAUAUUCCUCACAAAGGAGCAGUGGAAAAUACCACGUAUUUCAAACUAUUCAACAGCACCAGCAGCAGCAGUACAAAAAAUUUAAAGUCCUUGCCUGUAGGCAAGGCCAGCAAAUCUCCCUCACCCACCCCACUGGGCCCACGUUUGAAUGAUGACGAUGAUACAUGGCAGACAACACGAAUACCAUUGACGGCCGGUGAUUUACUAGAUAUUGCUAGGCAAGUAGCCGUUGGCAUGGAUUUUCUGGCGAAAAAUAAAGUUGUGCAUCGUGACCUUGCGGCCCGCAAUGUCCUGGUGGCUCCAGAUCGAACUGUGAAAAUAGCUGAUUUCGGCUUAAGCCGAGACAUUUAUCAAGAAAAUAUUUACAAAAAGACUGGCAAUGGAAAAUUACCCAUCAAAUGGCUGGCAUUGGAAUCCUUAACCCAUCAAGUCUAUACCACACAAAGUGAUGUUUGGUCCUAUGGCAUUUUACUUUACGAAAUUGUGACACUAGGAGCCACACCAUACCCUUCAAUACCCACAAAUCGUUUGUUGCACCUGCUCAAGACUGGCUACCGCAUGGAAAAGCCAAAGAAUUGCGGCCAAGAAUUCUAUGACUUAAUGAAUUCCUGCUGGUACAGUGCACCAAGCGAACGACCAACUUUUAAUGAAAUCAUAGGAAAGUUAAACGAAAUGCUUUUGGAAUUGCAAAAAAGUGAGCAACCAUCGCAAUAUCCUUUGCAGUUGGAUGCAACCGCACAGGAAACACAUGCUCAAAAAAAGUUUAAGACUGACGAUGCAAGUAAACAAGAUAGCCCCAUGCAACAGCUAUGCACUGAUGAUUCGUAUUUGAAACCUUUAUAAAUGAGAUACAAAGGGAAAUGAAAAGCUUUUGAUGGAAGUCAAAACCAAUGUCAACGCCAAUGUUAAUGAUGUAUGGACAAUAGAAUAUCCUGUGGUACUCAUAUCAUGCAAAGGAUACUGAACCCCAGUAAUCAUUGUGAAUAUGAUAAUUAAUGCAAUUAUAUUCACUGCAAAGCAAUUUCUCGCAUGUAUGCAGUCUCUACUUCUUGCAAUUACCUCCCCCUAACUACCAAUUCUGACAACUCUUAAUGGACAAUAUGUGUAGCUUUAAGAAUUUUUACCAUUUUAAUAGAUUUUAAGUGUAUAUAUAUGUACGUAUUUAUUUUAGCUGUAUGUAUAUGUCAUGUCAUGUGCUCGUACUUACUUACAUUGUGAUUUGAAUGUCCUUUGGAAGAGACAUAAACUUUUAAUAAAACCAUCACCUGAUAUACCAAUGGGCAUUGCAA